Purpureocillium takamizusanense is the source of this 1059-nucleotide messenger RNA. RefSeq lists its product as uncharacterized. The record is from RefSeq and is a predicted model, not a curated record. The transcript has 2 exons. Bases 1 to 1059 code for a protein of 352 amino acids. Gene Ontology annotation, cellular component: nucleus. Lineage: Eukaryota; Fungi; Ascomycota; Sordariomycetes; Hypocreales; Ophiocordycipitaceae. Gene Ontology annotation, biological process: chromatin organization.
AUGUCCGACAACACCAGCUCGCGGUUCGCGCCGCAGAACAAGUCUACCCACGAGCGGCUCUCGACGAACACGGUCGGCCUAGUCGCCCUCUCCGACUUUCGCAAGCGACGCGCCCAAGUCCUCGAGCAGCAGGAGCGCGAAGCCCGAGAAGCCGCCUUCUCUGGUGCAUCAACGCCCGACCGCUCGCAUACGGCGACUCCCGACAAUGCUGGCAGCGACUCGGCGAGCGGUCCCGGGAUGGCCCCGGCCAAGAAGAAGAAGAAGAGGCCGCAGGGGAAGAAGUUGCUGUCCUUCGAUGACGAAGACGGAGACGAGGGGGACAGCUCUGCCGCCGAGAAGAACGGCCACGCCAAGUCCAAGUUCAAGGCCAACGCAGCCGUCGGCGUCAUCCCCAAAGCCACCACAAAGUCGGCGUUACGGAGGGAGGCUGCCGAGCGGGAAACACUGCGCCGCGAAUUCGUGCAGGUGCAGGAGGCCGUCAAGGCUACCGAGAUCGCCAUCCCCUUCGUCUUUUACGAUGGCAUCAAUACGCCGGGCGGCAUGGUGCGGAUGAGAAAGAGUGAUUUCAUCUGGGUGUUCCUCGACAAAAGCCGCAAGGUGGGCGCGGAGCUGGGCGUUGGCGACCAGAGCACACCGCGCAAAUCAUGGGCGCGAGUUGGCGUGGAUGACCUGAUGCUCGUGCGCGACACGGUCAUCAUUCCUCAUCAUUAUGAUUUCUAUUUCUUCGUCAUGAACAAGAGCAUCGGGCCGGGCGGCCAUCGGCUCUUCGGCUACCGCAACGAGGCUCCUCCAGUGCCCGAGACUCCUGACGCCGGAACCGAUAGUGUAGAUGCGAACCGCCUUGUGCUCAAGGCAUCAAAAGCGGCGGCUCCCGAUAUUAAGACACUCGAAGGCGCGACGGACGACCCGACGAGGACCAAGGUCGUAGAUCGAAGGUGGUACCUGAGGAACAAGCACAUAUAUCCGGCGAGCACCUGGCAAGAAUUUGACCCGGAGAAGGACUAUGCCAACGAGAUCCGCAAGGACACGGGCGGCAACACCUUCUUUUAUUCGAAGUGA